UUUGUGUUUAUUCGGGAAAAAUAUUAUGAAUACAUGGGGGUGCUUUUAUCAUUUCGAAGAGGAGGUCGUGCAAACUACAGACUUCAAACAAGAAAUUCUUCAUAAGCUGGACACUUUAUCUGACUUUUACGAUCUGUAUUGCUCUAAUAGACUCUCGACUAAGUAUACUUCUUGCGUCCAGCACUUACCAGUUAAAACAGACAUAAAAAAAAAUUUUCUGGAGGAUACAUUAUUAAAAUGUCAACUACCGCACUCGAGUAGUUUGGCUUUCUUAGAUAUUGAUAGGAAAAAAUUAGCCAAAGCUUUUAAGUUGGAUCCGCAAGAGAUGUGACCUGGAUAUCUCUCAAGUAAAUACCUACUUUGGAAAAAAAGAUAGUAGGAUUAAUAGUUGCAACGGUAUUCUACUUGAUAAAAUUUAAGUUGAGCCUAAUUAAACGGAGUUAUGCCGCUGGGUUAUCCGAGGUGACACAUUAA
Molecule: messenger RNA, 474 nt
Organism: Zophobas morio
Lineage: Eukaryota; Metazoa; Arthropoda; Insecta; Coleoptera; Tenebrionidae
Exons: 4
Coding region: 26-331 (101 amino acids)
Source: RefSeq, a predicted model, not a curated record